AUAAAAUGAAGCAGCGGAAGUUGUCAUCGUGCCGCCGGAUGUGAGAGCGUCUGCGACGAAACCAUGGGACGAGAGUCGCGGCAUUACAGGAAGCGCUCCGGCUCCAGAUCUAAGAGCCGCUCGCCGGACUCCAAGCGCUCGAAGAAGGAGGAGCAGACGGGAUCCCGCGCCCGCGAGCGCAGCCGGAGAGAGAGGUCACGCAGCCGAGAGCGCCGCAGGUCACGCUCCAGAGACCGCAAGAGGCCGAGGCGCUCCAGGAGCCGCGAGCGGAGGCGCAGGAGCCGAGGGAGGAGCAAGGAGAAGUCUGAGAACACAGAGCCCUGCGCUGACAAGAAGAAGAUGAAGGAGGAGAAGGAGAAGGAGGAGGAGAAGCCUGAAGAUCAGGACUUUGACCAGAACACUCUGGAGGAGGAGAUGAGGAAGAGGAAGGAGCGAGUGGAGAAGUGGAGGGAGGAGCAGAGGAAGAAAGCCAUGGAGAACAUCGGAGAACUCAAGAAGGAGCUGGAGGAGAUGAAGCAGGGGAAGAAGUGGAGUCUGGAGGACGACGACGAUGACGAUGAGGAGACUCAAGCGCUCGUGGAGCCGGACGAAGAGGAAGAGGAGGGAGAGAAAGACGGAUCGGCUGAGACAGAGGAGGAGGCACAGAUGGAGCAGGAGACCGGAGAGGAGCUGGACCCGCUGGACGCUUACAUGGAGGAGGUCAAAGAGGAGGUCAAGAAGUUCAACAUGGGCACCAUGAAAGGAGGCAACGACAAGCAGAAAGGCAGUGUGUCUGUGACCAAAGUGGUGACCGUUGUGAAGACGAAGAAGAUGGUGCACACCACCAAGAAGAAAGGAGAGCUGAUGGAGAACGACCAGGACGCCAUGGAGUAUUCAUCAGAGGAAGAGGAAGUGGACUUGCAGACGGCCCUCACAGGCUUUCAGACCAAACAGAGGAAAGUUCUGGAGCCGGUUGAUCAUCAGAAGAUCGAGUACGAAUCCUUCCGCAAGAACUUCUAUGUGGAGGUGCCAGAGCUGUUCAGGAUGAGCCCUGAAGAGGUGAACGAGUACCGUCUGGAGCUGGAGGGAAUCGCUGUCAAAGGCAAAGGCUGUCCGAAGCCCAUCAAGACGUGGGUGCAGUGUGGGAUAUCCAUGAAAGUGCUGAACGCGAUGAAGAAACACAACUAUGAGAAGCCGACGCCGAUCCAGGCCCAGGCCAUCCCAGCCAUCAUGUCGGGACGAGACCUCAUCGGCAUCGCUAAAACAGGAAGCGGGAAGACCAUCGCCUUCCUGCUGCCCAUGUUUCGCCACAUCUUAGACCAGCGGCCGGUGGGAGAGGCAGAAGGACCCAUCGCCAUGAUCAUGACGCCGACGCGAGAGCUGGCGCUGCAGAUCACCAAAGAGUGCAAGAAGUUCUCCAAGUCUCUGGGUCUGCGUGUGGUGUGUGUGUACGGCGGCACCGGCAUCAGCGAGCAGAUCGCAGAGCUGAAGCGCGGCGCAGAGAUCAUCGUGUGCACUCCGGGACGCAUGAUCGACAUGCUCGGUGCUAACAACGGUCGCGUGACCAAUCUGCGCAGAGCCACGUAUGUGGUGAUGGACGAGGCCGACCGGAUGUUCGACAUGGGCUUUGAGCCGCAGGUGAUGCGUAUCGUGGAUAACGUGCGGCCCGACCGACAGACGGUGAUGUUCUCGGCCACGUUCCCGCGCACGAUGGAGGCUCUGGCGCGCAGGAUCCUGUCCAAACCCAUCGAGGUGCAGGUGGGAGGCAGGAGCGUGGUGUGCUCAGACGUGGAGCAGCACGUGAUUGUGAUCGCGGAGGAGAAGAAGUUCCUGAAGCUGCUGGAGAUUCUGGGUCACUAUCAGGAGAAGGGCUCCGUCAUCAUCUUCGUGGACAAGCAGGAGCACGCCGACGGCGUCCUCAAAGACCUGAUGAAGGCCUCGUACCCCUGCAUGUCUCUUCACGGAGGCAUCGAUCAGUACGACAGGGACAGCAUCAUCAACGACUUCAAGAACGGUGCGUGUCGUCUGCUGGUGGCCACCUCUGUGGCGGCGCGAGGCCUGGACGUCAAGCAGCUGAUCCUGGUGAUCAACUACAGCUGUCCCAACCACUACGAGGACUACGUGCACCGUGCCGGACGCACCGGCCGAGCCGGGAACAAGGGUUACGCGUACACCUUCAUCACUGAAGAACAGGCUCGUUACGCCGGAGACAUCAUCAAAGCGCUAGAGCUGUCUGGAUCGGCCGUCCUGCCGGAGCUCGAGCUGCUCUGGACCAACUUCAAGGAGCAGCAGAAAGCUGAGGGGAAGAGCAUCAAGAGCAGCAGUGGAUUCUCCGGGAAGGGCUUUAAGUUUGACGAGACGGAGCACGUGCUGGCUAACGAGCGGAAGAAGCUGCAGAAGGCUGCGUUAGGUCUGCACGACUCUGACGACGAGGAUGCGGCUCUGGACAUCGACGAGCAGAUCGAGAGCAUGUUUAACUCUAAGAAGCGUGUGAAGGAUCUCUCUGCUCCGGGCGGCGCUGCGGGAGCGUCUGCGGUCAGUAUGAGCGGAUCUCUGACCUCUGUGUCCGGUCUGAGUGGCCCGAGCGCUCCGUCCGCCGGGAACAUCCAGAAACUGGAGAUCGCUAAGAAACUGGCCCUCAAGAUCCAGGCGCAGAAGAACCUCGGCGCAGAGGCACAGGAUGUGAUGCAGCAGGCCACAAACGCUAUCCUGCGCGGCGGGACGAUGAUCGCGCCCUCUGUCUCGGCUAAGACCAUCGCGGAGCAGCAGGCGGAGAAGAUCAACGCUAAACUGAACUACACUCCGGUGGAGAAGCUGGAGGAGGAGCGGCAGGCCGCCGAGGCCACGGACACCGUCAAGAGAUACGAGGAGGAGCUGGAGAUCAACGACUUCCCUCAGACGGCGAGGUGGAAGGUGACGUCUAAGGAGGCUCUUCAGCGCAUCGGCGAGUAUUCCGAGGCGGCCAUCACUAUCCGAGGAACAUACUUCCCACCGGGCAAAGAGCCCAAAGAGGGAGAGCGCAAGAUCUACCUGGCCAUCGAGAGUGCGAAUGAACUGGCCGUGCAGAAGGCCAAAGCAGAAAUCACACGGCUGAUCAAAGAAGAGCUGAUCCGUCUGCAAAACUCCUACCAGCCCACCAGCAAGAGCCGAUACAAGGUUCUGUAGCCGAAGGCGGAGGACAGGCGACCGCUGGCGUUUCUUACUUUAUCCCACAAUGCUUUCUGUUAUGUGAGCUUCAUUUAUCUGGACGUUUUUACCUAUUGUUUCUUGUAGUUUGCAUCAGUUAUGUUGAAUGUUUUAGAAAAUUCCAUGUAAUUGGACAGUGAACGUCAUUUGGAAAUAAAGUGUUUUUU
Messenger RNA from Sinocyclocheilus grahami, 3332 nucleotides. RefSeq names its product probable ATP-dependent RNA helicase DDX46. The transcript has 23 exons. Bases 64 to 3144 code for a protein of 1026 amino acids. The record is from RefSeq and is a predicted model, not a curated record. Gene Ontology annotation, molecular function: ATP binding; nucleic acid binding; RNA helicase activity. Lineage: Eukaryota; Metazoa; Chordata; Actinopteri; Cypriniformes; Cyprinidae.